AUGGCGCAACCAAUGUCUCUCCGGGACCGACAGGUCGCAUCAAUCCAAAAGCUAUUGAACUUGAAUCAUGAUCCACAACCUGCCGAAGAUAAUGCCAUUGACCAGUCCGGGUCCGGCGGUCUUAUCUCGCACUCCACUCCGAUCUUGAAUGAAGAUGGUGACCCGAUCUGGAAGGUCCUGGUCUUCGAUAAAAUGGGCCGGGAUGUCAUUAGCAGUGUGCUGAGGGUCAACGAUCUUCGAGCAUGGGGCAUAACCAUUCAUCUAAACCUCAAUUCACAAAGAUACCCUAUUCCAGAUGUCCCGGUUGUUUAUCUCGUGGAACCGACUCCCGAUAAUAUUCAAGCAAUCACUCGCGACCUUUCCCGUGGGCUCUACUCCCCAGCCCAUGUGAAUUUCCUAUCUUCCGUCCCUCGGCCACUCCUUGAGGAUUUCGCUUCUCAAAUAGUAACAUCAGGUGCAUCCGAACAUGUUGCACAGGUUUUCGAUCAAUAUCUCAACUUUGUUGUGGCAGAGCCCGACCUGUUCAGCUUGGGGCUUGGAAACGAUGCAUACUACAAGAUCAACAGCCCAAAGACGACUGAUGAAGAUUUAGAUGCGAUUGUUGACAAAGUUGUGAGCGGGCUAUUCAGUGUGAGCGUAACAAUGGGUACUAUUCCAAUUAUACGGUGCCCCAAAGGUGGUGCGGCAGAGUUGAUAGCAACAAAGCUAGACCGCAAACUGCGAGAUCACAUCCUCAAUUCCAAAGACAAUCUCUUUUCAGGCAAUCAAGGCGCUCUGCCGGGAGUGCCGUCUGCGCGGCCGGUGCUGAUCAUUAUGGAUCGAAAUGUCGAUCUAGUCCCAAUGCUCUCCCACUCGUGGACGUACCAAUCUCUAGUCCAGGAUGUUCUUGAGAUGCGCUUAAACCGAAUCACUUUAGAUGCCGGUGCAGGUGAUGCAGAUUCGGCGAAGAGCUCUAAAAAAACAUACGACUUGAACAGUACCGACUUCUUCUGGCAACGCAAUGCCGGUGCCCCGUUCCCCCAAGUGGCGGAGGAUAUCGAUGCUGAGCUUACACGGUACAAGGAGGAUGCAAAUGAAAUUACCAAGAAGACGGGUGCCUCCUCGAUCGAAGAUCUUCAGAAUGAUACCAGCGCGUCCGCGCAACACCUCAAAGCCGCUAUCACGCUCCUCCCUGAGCUGCGAGAACGCAAGGCAGUUCUUGACAUGCACAUGAACAUCGCGACCGCACUGCUCAAGGGGAUCAAGGAUCGGCAGUUGGAUAAUUUCUUCGAGCUAGAGGAGACCAUCACCAAACAAUCAAAAUCACAGAUCUUGGAAUUAAUCAAUGAUCCUUCUAAAGGAAAUGAACCAUUAGACAAGCUGCGCUUGUUUGUGAUCUGGUUCCUCAGCACUGAAAUUGAACUUAGCCGGACAGAGAUGACUCAAUUCGAAGAGGCCUUGGCCCAAGCCGGCGUCCCCGAUAUUUCCCCUCUUGCCUACGUUCGCCAGGUGCGCGAAAUCACUCGUAUGACCAUGAUGACCACAGCCGCUCCAGAGCAACAAUCCUCUGAUAUAUUCCGCGGCUUCUCCUCACUUUCGAAUCGCCUGACGGAUCGCAUUACUUCGGGUGCCCUUGGUGCCAAUUUCGACUCGCUUAUCUCAGGCGUGAAGAACUUCCUACCAACGAAUAAGGAUCUUACUGUGACCAAGAUCACGGAGUCAAUCAUGGACCCGACUGCGGCUUCAAGCUCUGCUAUUGCAAAGACUGAGAAUUACCUAUACUUCGACCCGAGAAGUGCCAAUGCACGUGGCGCCAUGCCCCCGGCGUCCGCAUCGCGGAAUCCACAGGUGCCUGGUGGUAUGGGUAGCGUGGGCCCUGGCACUGGUGCCAGCUUCGGACAACGUCGCCAGGCCUUCAGCGAGGCCAUUGUCUUUACAGUUGGCGGUGGAAGCAUGGAUGAGUAUGGCAACUUACAGGAAUGGGUUCGCCGAACAAACGGCCAGCAGGGUGCUGAAGGCGCGCCAGCUCAACGCGCUGCACCUGGACAGCGCCGACGAGUUGUCUAUGGAAGCACAGACUUGAUGAACGCCACUGAGUUCCUGUCGGACUCAUUGACGCCUCUCGGUCGGGAUAGCUAA
Molecule: messenger RNA, 2118 nt
Organism: Penicillium paradoxum
Lineage: Eukaryota; Fungi; Ascomycota; Eurotiomycetes; Eurotiales; Aspergillaceae
Gene: sly1
Product: syntaxin-binding protein
Exons: 4
Coding region: 1-2118 (705 amino acids)
Biological process (GO): endoplasmic reticulum to Golgi vesicle-mediated transport; intracellular protein transport
Cellular component (GO): Golgi membrane; cytosol
Molecular function (GO): syntaxin binding
Source: RefSeq, a predicted model, not a curated record